Molecule: messenger RNA, 808 nt
Organism: Cariama cristata (Red-legged seriema)
Lineage: Eukaryota; Metazoa; Chordata; Aves; Cariamiformes; Cariamidae
Product: PDZ domain-containing protein GIPC2-like
Exons: 5
Coding region: 7-717 (236 amino acids)
Molecular function (GO): protein binding
Source: RefSeq, a predicted model, not a curated record
CAGAUCAUGUUUUGCACUUUGAACACUCACAAAGCUGAUAUGGACAAGCUCUUAGGUGCACAAAUUGGCCUUGAAGAUUUCAUAUUUGCCCAUGUAAAAGGACAACGAAAAGAAGUGGAAAUUCUUAAAACUGAUGAUAUGCUUGGUCUUACCAUUACAGACAAUGGAACUGGCUGUCCGUUUAUAAAGCGAAUCAAAGAAGGUAGUCUUAUGGACCAAACCAAAAUUAUCUGCGUGGGUGAUCACAUAGAGACUAUAAAUGGAAAAAACGUGUCAGAUCGUCGGCAUUAUGAAGUUGCCAAAAUGCUGAAAGAUCUGGAGAAAGGUCAGAUGUUUAAGCUGGAGUUGAUAGAGCCUAUGAAGGCAUUUGAAAAGUUGGAACCAAGGUCCAAUAGUAGAACUCUACAAGAGGCUAAAAUCUCCAGAGGGAGAGAAACGCUUCGGCUGAGAACCAAAGGCUCUGCUACUGUGGAGGAAAUGCCAACUGAAGUUGAAGAAAAAGCAAUUAAAAAAGUGGACGAGCUUCUUGAAACAUAUAUGGGGAUAAGAGAUAUUGAAUUAGCUGCAACAAUGGUGGAAGCUGGAAGAGACAAGAAAAACCCAGAUGAAUUUGCAGUGGCAUUGGAUGAAACUCUUGGAGACUUUGCAUUUCCAGAUGAGUUUGUCUUUGAUGUAUGGGGAGCAAUAGGUGAUGCUAAACAAGGACGACUGGAAUGAGUACUGUGCAGUUUAUCAAUGCCUAUUUGAAAAUACAAAAUUAUUUUCAAAUACGUACAUCAGAAUUUUAAUACUUUUAUUGAAAUGAAUC